Molecule: messenger RNA, 2020 nt
Organism: Colossoma macropomum (tambaqui)
Lineage: Eukaryota; Metazoa; Chordata; Actinopteri; Characiformes; Serrasalmidae
Gene: rftn1a
Product: raftlin, lipid raft linker 1a
Exons: 10
Coding region: 140-2020 (626 amino acids)
Source: RefSeq, a predicted model, not a curated record
CUGCCUCCACUCUGCGCUAACAGAGCAGAAGAGUGAAGUAGAAAAGGCGAAGCAUUGGCAGCGAGAAACGAAGGCUUGCUUUUGGCUCACAUCUAAACAACAACUAAGCCUCUACUGCAGAGCACCAAAGUGUAUAGAAAUGGGCUGUAGGCUGCCUAAGCCACGUGGUUCAGAUGAGGCUCCAGGAAAGAUCUAUUCGACCCUAAGGAAAGCCCAAGUGGAGACGCACACUGGAGUGGCCUACACAUACCACUUUCUGGACUUUCUUUUAGGAAAAGAAGAGGUGGCGGUGUCGUCGUUGCUGUGUCUGUCCUCUGUAAGAGAGUUACCUGUGCAGGUGUGCGAGUUAUAUCAGCAGGGUUUUAUACUGGCUGCUGUUCAUCCGUUUGUUCACUCGUGCGGCCCUGCCAGAGCAAACCUACAGAGGCAGCUACACCGUGCUGUGCUCAUCAGAGAGACAAACAGCUGUUCAGAGAAUGGCGUGCUGAAAUGCGUGCGACCUCGUCUGGAGACAGACGUCUGUUUCUCUGGGCUUCAAGCACCUGACCCGGAAGUGAUUCAGGGCUAUGUGAAAAAGGUGCAGGACCUGGCUGAUUCGGGGGUCCUGUUUGUCGGCUUUCUGCAGCAGCCUGGUGGGGGGCCGUGUUUUCUGGGUCACGGUGAUGCUGAUGAACUCUCCUCCCUUCACUCCAGCCCCUCCCCUGUACACCAACACACACAAGCCCCAACAAUCAGCCCAACCAGCCAGGAUAAACACGUCAACCACUGCAAGAAUGAGGACAAUCUUAAGGACCUCCAAAAGCAGAGCUAUAAAAACAAGGCCUCUCCAAGCCAGGACUUUGGAAGUGAGGCCAAACAGCAGCAAGAGCAAGAAAGCUGCCUAUGCCAGAACCACCAUAAGUCUUUUCCUGUUGAACACCAACGUUCAGACCAUCAAUUCCCUGAGGCAGGUAGACAAGAGACACAGACAGAGGACCACACACACCAAGACAGAACAGAUGAGCCCAGAUCCAGCUCAACAGAACCAAACCUGGCUGAAGGGAAUUGUCCCCUUCAGGCCAGCAGUGAGAGCCGAAGGCCAGAGAACCCAGAGCGAGUCAAGAAUCCUGACAAAGCUGGAAAACAACCUGGAACCACCCAGUCCCUCAACCGUGUGCAGGUGUUCGCUCUCUAUAACCAUGCUGUGGUGCUCUCUGGGUCGCCAAGGUUCUAUUCUUUGAGAAUUCCACUGCAGGUGCACAAGGAGGCUGGGCUUAUCACUACAGUCGACACUCACUGGCUUGAUCAUAUGACCCAGCACUUCAGAAGCGGCGCCCAACUCAUCGAUGGCUACUUUCACAUAGGAGAUGAUACGGAGUCGUCCUCCACUAUAGAGAGUGUGUUCAUAUUCCAGAGUGCUUCUGAUGACAUUAUGACGGCCACUACGUAUGACGCAAUCGUAGUUGAGCAGUGGACGGUCAUUGAUGGUGUUGCUGUAAAAACAGACUACAUCCCUCUUCUGCAGUCUUUAGCUCCAUACGGAUGGAGGCUAAUGUGUGUACUGUCCACUCCCAUAGUCAAAACAAACAGUGACGGCAGUUUAGCCACAAAACAGAUCCUCUUCCUCCAGAGACCUGUGCUGUCCCGCAAGAGGAGAGACUUUACGAGGCUUCACCUCAAAGGUCGCAACAAGAGGAACUUGAAUAGUAAAGAGACUGUGGGGAGGGAAAUACUGAGUGCUGCAUCUCCGACAGUGACAGUGGAGAAGGAAGCAGAGAGAAUGGCGAAGGAGAGCGAGAGCUGGAUGAAAGAUGAAGAGAUGGAAAACAAACAGUGUGGGAGAGAGAGCCUGGAAAGAAAUGGUGAUGAUGCAAGGACUUUGCAGGAUGUUCAAAAUAGAGACGUAGCUCUAGAAGAAAAGGUGGAGGUUAAGAGUGCAAGCACCAAUCAGGACGCAAAGGGCGGAGUCAAAUGUGGCUCACAGGAAGAGGAAGUGAGGCCGCUGGUACCAGAACGAGCACUGUUCUCUGGCGUGUGCUGA